This is a messenger RNA of Puntigrus tetrazona (Sumatra barb), 1430 nucleotides long. It is a transcript of the gene rmp24, whose product is annotated as chromosome 19 C18orf21 homolog. The record is from RefSeq and is a predicted model, not a curated record. Bases 182 to 805 code for a protein of 207 amino acids. Lineage: Eukaryota; Metazoa; Chordata; Actinopteri; Cypriniformes; Cyprinidae. The transcript is spliced from 5 exons.
UGCAUUAUGGGUAAUAUCGAAGUAAAGACGCUGGUCUGGUACUAUUUCCUGUAGUCGCGCUGGACUAAGAAAAUAGGUUCCUUGCGCUCUUUUAUUACUGACCGCAGUUAUCUUCUAAGGCCGGUUUUGUAGUAAGUUGAAAGCUUUUUAUCGCGAAGGUUUGGCUGUUAAAGUAGACGCGAUGACGCAGAUGUUCUUGUUCAAAGCUUCUUUACUUUACAAAGACCUUUGCCCCGAGCAGUCGCGCUUUCUCAUGCAAAGGCGUCAGCUCAAUGCGCCCGCCCUGCCGGGGGCUAUGAUUUGCCCCUUCUGCUUUCAGUGGCGACAACUGGGCAAUCAUCACGUUCGUCUGCGGCCCAAGCGGAAGCCCACGGCGGCGAUCACAAGACUUUUGAUGAGAGAGGCGGCAGGGAAGAGACUGAGCACAGAACAGACCCUGGUCCUUCAAAGGUUUAAAAGGGCCUCCAAUGCUCUGAUGGCAACGUGUCACACCUGUAAUAAGAUGUCCAGACAACCUGGAAUGAAUCGGGAGCUUCUGACUUCACUGUCAAACUGCCGAAGUACCCCAGGAAGCGCAGGCAAACGCAGAACUCCACAGUCAGCCAACAGGUCUACUCCAAAAUCUCUGAAAGACAGAACACCAAAUGGCACACCUAGGUCAGUAUCUUUAGACGCCGGCUCGUCAUCUUCAAAGCCCGGCAGUGCGAAGUCAUCGCCUUUCGCCCGCCUCAAAAAGAUCCUGAUGCUGGAAAGCAAACAGCAGAGCAAGAAAGGUGGUCUGAAGGACUUGCUUUCAUAUCUCUGAAGAUCUCAGGGUCAUUAAAAUGAAAGACUUUGGCCCACUUUAAGUGGAGCUGAUAAGUUCAGAGCAGGAACGUGAUGGCGGUCCUUGUGUGUUACAUUGCCACCUAGUGGAGGAGCCGCUAGGCUGGAUUGUACUGAAGGACAGUUAAAUAGUGAAGAGAACAUCUCCUUUUCAUCCAUCAAGUGUCUGUUUCUGAAUCCAUGUGGUGUGUGCUACAGAACCAUGCUGUGACUUUUUUUAUUUGUGACGUUUUUUAUGUUCAUGAUCCCACAUACUGUUCAUUUCUGCACAAGGAAGAGUACUUUUAUAUGUCGUGUGUUUAAUGUUCAUUUUUGUACACUUUGAAUUCACACAUUUGUAUCACCAGCUCUAAGUUUGGAUCACUGAUAUUAAAAGGUUUUUCUUUACACUUGGCUUACACGCAGAUAUUAGUAUUGUUUUUUUUAUUAUUAUUAAAAAUUGUGCUGGCUUGUUUACAUCUGAUGGCGUAUUUGCUGUCAAUCUGUGUAGCAAAGACCAAAAUAUUUCAUACUAUUUUUUUUUCCUCAGUACAUUUAAAAAGAAAGGUGUUUUUGUCGUCUUUGAUCUUUGACAGAUCAUUUUUCAAUAAAAACUACAAUAUUGA